AUGGCAUUUAUAAAAAUAGUCCAAUUAAUUCUUGUUCUUGUGGCUUUAUCAUCAUCAUCAAGAGCUACAAGUUUCGAACGAUUUGGGCUCAAACUUUACUCAACUCUUGGUCAAAAUAACAAAAAUGAAAAUGUAUUUGUUUCACCAGUGAGUAUAUCUCUUGCAAUGUCAAUGUGUGCAGUUGGUGCUCGACAAGAAACAUUAAAUCAAAUGUUAAAAACAUUUCAAGUAUCAUCAAGAGAACAAUUAAUAAAAACAGCUGAACAAAUUAUGAAUGUUUUUUCUAUUGUUAAUCAAGAUAAAGAAGUUCAAGUUAAAUUAGCUAAUCGUCUUUAUACACAAAAAGCAUAUGAACUUCAACAAGAAUAUUUGAAAAUUGUUCAAAAUUCAUUUAAAGCUGAUAUUAAACUUGAAGAUUUUGAACAUGAAAGUGAGCAAGCUGUUCAAAGAAUCAAUACAUGGGUUGAACAACAAACAAAUAAUUUAAUUCACGAUUUACUUCAAAAAAGCGAUAUUACACCUGAUACAAGAUUAAUAAUUAUUAAUAGUAUUUAUUUUAAGGGGGCAUGGAUGAAACAAUUUCGAAACAAUUUAACUGAUGAAAAUGCUGAUUUUCAUGAAUCGAAUGGUAAAACGUCAAAAGUAAAAUUAAUGUAUCAAAAAGAAAAAUUUGCUUAUGCUAAAAAUGAUGAUUUACAUAUACAAAUUGUUGAUUUACCGUAUAGAAGUGAAAAUAAAGAUGUUGAAUUUGUUUUUACUGUAAUUUUACCUGAUCAAGGAGUUGAAUUAGAUGUUAUUGAACAAAAAUUAACAUCACAACCUAAUUUAAUGCAAAAAUUAUUAAAUCGUCAAAAUAUGAAAACAGAAUUACUUCAUUUAUAUUUACCAAAAUUUAAAAUGGAAUCUACAUUUCAAUUAAAUGAUAUUCUUAAACAACUUGGAAUGAAAGAUGCAUUUAUUGAUUAUAAAGCAAAUUUUUCAGGUAUUGUUAGUGAAGAACAUAAUAGAGAUCAAUUAUAUAUUAGCAAGGUUAUUCAUAAAACAUUUCUCGAUGUAAACGAACAAGGAUCAGAAGCAGCAGCAGUUACAGCAGUUAUCAUCAAUACUCGUUCAUUGGUUUUUCCACCACCACGGCCCAUUGAGUUUAAAGCUGAUCGUCCAUUUUUAUUCUUCAUUCGUGAAAGUCGACAAAAUAUUGUCUUAUUUAGUGGCAGAUUUAUGUCGCCACCGAAAAGUUCAUAA
This is a messenger RNA of Rotaria sp. Silwood1, 1242 nucleotides long. The record is from the annotation of a GenBank genome assembly. Lineage: Eukaryota; Metazoa; Rotifera; Eurotatoria; Philodinida; Philodinidae.